ACUUAAUCCUACCUCAGUGCAGGGAACUGACCUAGGUGGCCUCAUGAGGUUCCUUCCAGUCCUGCAUUUAUAUGAUCCUAUCGUUCCACCCCAUCCCGCCCCAGCCAAAAAAAUCCAAAAAUGUAAAAACCAUCUGUUCCCUAGGUAAAAGCACCUUCUUAGUUGAAUUUUCAGAAGUGUUCACUAAUGAUUGCUCUGUUUUUAUGAGCCCAGCUUGAGACACCUUAUGUGUGACUUUUAAGAGCUGAAGAGUCGCAGAUCCCAUUGACUCCAGCUGGAAAUACAGGGGCUUAGCACUUGUUAAAAUUAGACAUGAAGUGCCUCAAAUUUCACACAUGCAAUCAGCGAACGCUUCAAAAAAAAUGUUGACCGCAAUAAUUUUCUAGUCAAGGAAUGCACAGUACUUUUCUCAUUUCCCUUCAGUAGUUGUAUGGUUUGCAUUAUCACUUGCUAAAUAUGUAUUACAAUAUGCCACUUGAAGGUUCUGCAGCUGAGGAGUGUGGUAAAUAGUUGCUCCCUCUGCCCCAGUCUGCAUCUGGGCAGCUUACAUUUGGGUUUCUCCUUCCCAUCCGUCUAGGAAUCACAAUCGUAUCACACAAUCAUGUUACUUCUGAACUUCUUAUCGUUCUUCUGAUUCCUUCUUCCUUUCCUCCGCUCCCACAUUGCCCUCACCCUGCUGACUUCUGAGCCCUGUUGCAUGUGUCAAAGUGUAACCAUGAAAAAGAAAAUAGAGGACGUACCUCUGCAGAAAUGUGGUUUUAGUGCCGAAUACACAUGAUGCGAGCCCCUCAAUAUGUGCAUUUCUAGUCACCGCUCUUCAUGAAGAAUUACAUUGCAAAAGAGUUUUCUCUGGCAGCGCGGCAUCAUAUUCUUUAUGGCCACUAAUUACAUAGUUAGUGGAUGUGGGCUUUUCAUGUCAACCAGCCUUCAUUAGGAUAGUAAUACUGCUGCAGUAGCAUGGCUGAACAAAAAUGAUCUCUUAAUGGUGACUCUGAUUGAAGUGAGAGCAUCCUCCUCCGUGAGUAUCUUGGGAAAGGGGCAGGAGGUGGAAGUCAUUAGUUAGUUGGAAGUUCUUUGGGGCAAGUUCUGUUCAGUGUGUGUUUGUACAGUGCCUAGCACAGUGGGAUCCUGGACCAUGAUUGGGGCUCCUGCAAUACAAAUAAUAAUCAGAAUGUCCUACUUAUGUCAGGGGCAAGUAGUAAAUAUUGGAAAAUUUGUUUUUAAAAAGCCGUUUUGGUGGUUCUGUCAUCUUAGAUAGAUGUCCUUGCAAAAUCAUCACAAAAAUUUACACAGCAUAGACACAAUCUACUCUCUUAUCUCACCAGGUGAUACAAGCUUAUACAUAGUCCGUGAAACAAGUUUAUUAACUACAGAAAACUAAAUGUCAGAACUGGUUACAAGAAGAAAAAAAAGUAAAAGUAAAACACAACUAAUGCCUAACUUAAUAAGCUAAGUGAAUUCAAAACAAAGGUCUUUCUCACCACAGUCUUAUUGGCUGAAUUUCUUUCAAUCAGGGUCUCUCCCCAAGUCCAAUGUUUCUUCCUUUGUUCUUGAGGUGAUGUGGAUAGAGAGAAAGAAGAGAGAACAUGGGACAUCUACUCUACUUUCUUGCAGUUUCUUCUCUUCUUUGGGAAACUGGCUCAGGGAAGACGACUCAGAUCCCACAAUACCUCUAUGAAGCAGGAAUCGGCCGCCAAGGCAUCAUUGCGGUGACUCAGCCUCGUAGAGUAGCUGCUAUAUCCUUAGCUACUAGAGUUUCGGAUGAGAAGAAAACAGAGCUGGGGAAACUGGUCGGCUACACAGUGCGCUUUGAAGAUUUCACCUCAGAAGAGACGCGAAUCAAGUUCCUAACGGAUGGGAUGCUUCUCCGCGAAGCCAUUGGCGAUCCCCUGCUGCGCAAAUACAGUGUCGUCCUUCUAGACGAAGCUCACGAGAGGACAAUACACACAGAUGUGCUCUUUGGGGUGGUGAAAGCAGCGCUAAAGAAACGGAAGGAUUUGGGCAAAUUCCCCCUCAAAGUGGUGAUCAUGUCAGCUACUAUGGAUGUAGACCAGUUCUCUCAGUACUUCAACGGAGCCCCAGUCCUCUAUCUAGAAGGUCGGCAACAUCCAAUCCAGAUCUUUUACACCAAACAGCCUCAGAGUGAUUACCUCCAAGCAGCUCUGGUGUCGGUCUUCCAAAUCCAUCAGGAAGCACCUUCUUCUCAGGACAUCCUGGUGUUUCUAACUGGUCAGGAAGAGAUCGAAGCGAUGACCAAAACUUGCCGAGACAUCGCCAAGCACCUUCCCGAUGGCUGCCCCCAGAUGGUGGUGAUGCCCCUCUAUGCUUCGCUGCCAUACUCGCAGCAGCUCCGAGUCUUUCAGGCCGCACCAAAGGGCUAUCGCAAAGUGAUCCUUUCGACCAACAUUGCAGAAACCUCCAUCACCAUUGCAGGAAUAAAAUAUGUUGUGGACACAGGCAUGGUUAAAGCAAAGAAGUUCAGCCCUGAGAGUGGACUGGAGGUGUUGGCUGUGCAACGGGUGUCAAAGGCCCAGGCAUGGCAGCGAACAGGGCGAGCGGGACGAGAGGAUAGUGGAAUCUGUUACCGGCUCUACACAGAGGAUGAGUUUCAGAAGUUUGAUAAAAUGACGAUACCUGAGAUACAGAGGUGUAACCUGGCCAGUGUGAUGCUACAGCUCCUGGCUCUGAGAAUUCCCAACGUUCUCACCUUCGAUUUUAUGUCCAAACCAUCCCCAGAUGCCAUUCAGGCAGCCAUUGAGCAACUGGAUCUGCUGGGGGCUGUGGACCGGAAGGAGGAUCAGGUUACUCUGACUCCACUGGGAAGGAAGAUGGCAGCAUUUCCUCUGGAGCCCAAAUUCUCUAAAACUAUCCUCACGUCCCCCAAGUUCCACUGCACGGAGGAGAUCCUGACCAUUGUGUCCCUGCUCUCGGUGGACAGCGUCCUCUACAACCCCCCAUCCCGGCGGGAUGAAGUGCAGUCUGUCCGAAAAAAGUUCAUUUCCAGUGAGGGGGAUCACCUCACCCUGCUCAACGUAUACAGAGCCUUUAAAAAUGUCAGCGGCAAUAAGGAAUGGUGCAGAGAGAACUUUGUGAACAACAGGAACAUGACGCUGGUGUCAGACGUCAGAGCUCAGCUCAGGGACAUUUGCCUAAAGCUAUCAUUACCGAUUGAGUCCUCCCGAUCGGACACGGGGAAUAUCCGCCGCUGCCUGGCUCACAGCCUCUUCAUGAACACUGCAGAGUUGCAGCCGGAUGGCACCUAUGCCACCGUAGACUCCCACCAGCUGGUGGCAAUCCAUCCCUCCUCAGUCCUCUUCCACUGCAAGCCAGCCUGCGUAACGUACAACGAGCUGCUUCACACCAACAAGUGCUACAUGAGGGACUUGUGCGUGGUGGAUGCAGAUUGGCUGUAUGAUGCUGCACCCGACUACUUCCGCAGGAAGCUAAGAGCAGCCAAGAACUGACCCACCCUUGGCGCCACGGAGCUAACUGUGGGGGAUUCCUGGGGUCACGGGAUCAGAUUUUUGUAACGAAUGUACAGGAACAAUAGAGCUUUGCCUUGCCAAUCUGGUAGGACUGUACAGGAAAUGGCUUCUCUGCAAGAGCCAUACCUCAUGCACUGUUGCUGCACUGGCUUAGAACAAUCAUCUUUUAUGACAGUUAGUAGAUAAAAGGGGAACAUUAUACAUGUAUAUAGUAUGUUUGUGAAUAUAUAUAUGUAUAUAUUUGGGGGUUGGGGGUGAUGGUCUUGGAUUCCAAUUUUUAAAACAGAGGUAUAAUGGGGUUGUGUAUGAAGCAAUGAGAGCCCCAAGGGGACUCUUUUGAGCAGACCUGGGAUUUUUUGACAAUUGCCCUUGUAUCCUUCGCAGGUUUUAUCAUCAGAAAGUUUUAAAUCUCUAUGUAUAAUUAUAUUAACAGGACAAAAAUACCUUUUUUAAAUGUACAUUUUUCGGAGGGAGGUGCUAAUGUAUUUUACCUCAUCAGACAUCUUUCUGCCUGAUGUCACUUUCACCACCUUGUUUGACCCAUCUGAAAGCCAGUACAGAGUUAUCUGAAUAGACAGCUCUUCAUCACCUGUGCCUGUUUGUUAGACAAACCUUGCGGGGCUGAUAGAGGUGAAGUGCCACUAAGAGAGGAUGAUCAGUAACCCAUAUCGUCUGCUAGCAGAGAGACUGCCGGCAUGUCUUUCAAAUGCUUUGUUAGUUUCUCAUUGCUGCAUCACCAGCCUAGCUGUGUCUUUUUAAACAAAGUUAGUCUCCAUCAUCCAGUUGGUUUUCAUGUAGCUAUGUAACGAACUGGGUGCCAUGCAAGUAAAACGCUUCUGCGGCUGCCCCCAUAUGGCCACACCAAAGUGCCAAUAGUUAAAUCUAAGGAGAGGAUCAGCCACUGCAGAGCUCUUAUAGGUAGUAUGUAUUGUUAAAGAAGUUGGGUAACAUUUCCCCUAUGAGUUGGAUGUUUCUGCUACCUGGCAACAAGCUAUCGUGAAAUCUAAGUCUUGCUUGGGCAGGCAUGGCUAGUUAUAUUUUUCUAGCAAUUUAUAACUGUGUAAUCCAUAGAAGAGUCAUAAAACCGCACAUGGUAAAACAGAUAUUUACAACUGAGAUGGUGAAAGAAGUUAAGUAUAAAGAUUCCAGGCUCUUUACAUGACAGACGGUCUAACGAAUCAUCAAUAUCUUCCAUACUUGCUUUUCAGCAUUCCCACAAAGCACAGAUCUUUAAAGAAAUCUUUGCUUCUUACUUAGGAAGCCAAUUAGACUGUUAAAUGAUGUUGAGUUUGGCAAUGGUCUAUUAUGCAUCUCCUCUCUCCAAAUGCCACUUGACUUUAUAACCAGCUGUCUUCUGCGUACAGUUUUUUCCUCUGCUUUGCUAUUGAGACAUUAUUAUUCCUCAGUAUGUGCAUGAGUGUGGGGGGUUGAAUUUGGACUGUUAACUUCUGUAUAUUGCCAUCUGAAAUUUUUGUGCCAGUCUUUGCCUGAAGAGAUUUUCUUUGUCAUGGCAGCCAAAGAUUUCAAAGCAGAAGCAAAGACUUUGUUCCAGACUGAACCCAGAACUCUGGCAGCAAAGAAAUUGCCCUCCACUAUGCCUGUCCCCACACACCUUUUGUUCAUCCUUCCUUCUUGGCCACAUUAAAACUUCCAAGUUCACUGCUUGGAGAUAGCAGAUCACAAUAAGUCUUAUCUUUCGCAAUAGCUCAUCUGGUUAUUUUGUGGCAAACUUUCCAGAAAAAAAAUAUGAAGAUGUUAUUUGCAGUCAGACUUCCUUCAAAAGCUCUUUAAUCAUCAGAUAUUUAUUUCCCCCAUUACAGUUUUACACCAGUAUUUUUCUGCUUUUCUUGAUUAUUUUUGUCCUUCAUUAGACAUUUGUAGCAUGUCAACAUUGGUUAGGACGCUACAUCUGUCUUUGGUAUUUUGGGCUUCAUCCAGCAUCAUAGCAUCUAGUGGCCAGAUUCUACACUGAAGGAAAAUGGCAAUAAGAACCAAUCUUAUUUUUUAAUCCUGUGUUUUAUACAGGGACUAAGGCAGGUUCAGCCAGUCUAAUUACUUGAUUGUCCAAAUAUUACUUGCCCAGUAAUGUCUUGAAUGAGUGGAAUGGACUGUUCUAUUAUGACUGAAUGGGGACUUAGAAAAAUUGUAAGAAUUUUUUAAAUUAUAUCCUUAUGAGUACUUCUAAAAUAACUUCUCUGGGAGAGCAACUUCUAGUUUCAGCAGAAAUCUCUUUGCACAGUUUGAGUUGUUCAGUUUUAGGAUGAGAUGAAUUAAAACAGAUCAGAUUUCUAGAAGGGGAAGAUGGGAAACUUUUAUUAAUGAAUGUGAUUAGUUAACAUGAGCUGCUCUGGGAUAUCCCAGUUUGACUAAAAUGGUGUAGUCCACUCUUGUAUUUUUCAAACAUCAAUUUUACUUUUUAUUUUAAAUGUUUCAAUGGUGCUGCUCAGGGAUAGAAUCAUAUUGGAAAACCCAUUAAACUUGUGAACAGAUAAGCUGUUGACUUCACUGUGUGAUCUACAGGGAGAAGUUAUGCUUUCUAUCUUGAACUUUUUUUUUCUGGUUAAAUUUUUCACAAUUACACAGUAUGUUGCAAUAUGCCUUCUCGCCAGGCUACUAUUAUUCUGACUACCUUGGUCCUCACCAGUGAAAUCUAUGACAAAUACCUCUCUUUAAAACCUGAAUUACACUCCGAAAUAUCUGCAAAUCACUGGUUCCUAAGAGCAGCAUUAGUGUAAAUAGGUGCAUUCCAUUUACACAGUAUGCCUAGAAUAUCUUCCCCUCUGCUUCCAGGAAUAGUGAAGUGUAUCAAUCUAUUUCCAGACAGGGUGAUACUGAGUUUUUACAGGGGUCUAGAGGAAAUGUAUAAAUGUAUCCCUUGGUUGUGCCUCUCACUGUAUCCUUGCUGGUAAGAAACAUGCUGAGGGGCUGGGGGCAAAAUUGCCACCUUUCUGUGUAUGACCAGCUGCAAUUCUGGAUGGCAUUUCAACAGUAUGCUGCUACUUCAGUUGUUGUAACUCGUACAAACCGCAGGGAAUUACCAAGCACUGUAUAUAAUUAUUCCUGUGUUUAUACAGAAACUCUGCAUCUGUAGGGGAAAGUGGAAUAAAAGCACACUUUGUUUGGACAGCCUAUUAACUAUGUUUGGGGAUUGGGUGGGGGAUGGGAGAUCCAUUCAGAAAUAACUAAUUUGUACAUUUGACUUUCCCAUAAUAAAGAGAUGGCUAAACUCCAA
Molecule: messenger RNA, 6717 nt
Organism: Chelonia mydas (Green sea turtle)
Lineage: Eukaryota; Metazoa; Chordata; Testudines; Cheloniidae
Gene: DHX33
Product: DEAH-box helicase 33
Exons: 12
Coding region: 1587-3464 (625 amino acids)
Biological process (GO): positive regulation of transcription by RNA polymerase I
Cellular component (GO): nucleolus; intracellular anatomical structure
Molecular function (GO): RNA binding
Source: RefSeq, a predicted model, not a curated record